AUGACCAAGUCGAAAUCCAACGACAUACACCCGGUUUCUACCUUCAUCGAAGAUCUAUCCAUCAAUCUAACCAGCGCACCAAGCCCCAACGCACCACCCAACACCAUCACAGCAAGACGCCUCGUCAUCGUAGGCGAUGUCCACGGCUCCCGAAAGACACUUGAAAAACUGCUCCAAACCGUACAAUUUGACAAGGAUAAAGGCGAUCUGCUCAUAUUCGUAGGCGAUCUAGUCAACAAGGGCCCCGACAGCGGGGGUGUCAUCGACCUCGCACUCCGCCUCACCGCCAGAAGCGUAAGAGGGAACCAUGACGAUGCUGUGCUCCGGGCAGCAGAGCGUCUCAAGCAGCCUGGUGAUUCUGCCACAGAACAAACUGAGAAGAAGAGCAGGAGUACUAUCACGGCGGAAGGCUUAUCGCCCGAGCAGAUAGGCUAUCUCGCUGGCCUGCCGAUGAUACUGCGUAUUAGGUUGACGGCUCCGGUUCUGGAUGUGUGUACCAUUGUGGUUGUGCAUGCGGGUAUUGUGCCGGGUGUGCCGUUGGAGGAACAGGAUGCGCAUGCGGUGAUGCAUAUGCGUAGUUUGGGAAGGGGAGAGGAUGUGAAGUUGGUGCCGAUGGAGGAGGCGGGUGAGCGUGGGUGGGUGGAGGAUUGGGAUGAGUGGCAGGGGAGGGAGGAGGGGACGAUGGUUGUUUUUGGGCAUGAUGCGAGGAGGAGGUUGCAGAGGGGGAGGUUUGCUUUGGGGUUGGAGAGUGGUUGUGUUUAUGGGGGGAUGUUGAGUGCUUGGGUUGUUGGGGAGGGGGGGAUGGAUGUUGUGCAGGUUGAGUGUGUGGAUGAGGUGGUUGAGAGUGAGUGA
This is a messenger RNA of Pochonia chlamydosporia 170, 852 nucleotides long. Its product is annotated as Ser/Thr protein phosphatase family. Lineage: Eukaryota; Fungi; Ascomycota; Sordariomycetes; Hypocreales; Clavicipitaceae. Bases 1 to 852 code for a protein of 283 amino acids. Gene Ontology annotation, cellular component: cytoplasm. The transcript has a single exon. Gene Ontology annotation, biological process: polyphosphate catabolic process. Gene Ontology annotation, molecular function: phosphatase activity; endopolyphosphatase activity. The record is from RefSeq and is a predicted model, not a curated record.